CUACAGCUGUUCCUACAAGCUGGUAGGUGGGGCGGCUAGUUAAGUUGUGAGUUUAGGUAUAACUUCAAAUGGGAGACGCUACAUCGUCAGUUACAGUGGAUAUACCUACAUCGAUUGAAGAUGAACAAGAAAGUAAACUCAAGGCAAAGUAUCCAGGUCUCAAUCGACAGGGUGUUGGGUCCCUCAUAUUGCAGAAGAGACUAAACCGUGGACACAAAUACUUUGAUUCUGGUGAUUACAAUAUGGCAAGAGCAAAGAUAUUACAGCAGCAAAAACAUGUACUCCCACCGCAAACAGAAGAAGCUAUCUUGCAUGAAUCAACUGGUGAAACUAUGGCCACUCCUGAUAGUGUACCAGCUGUUCGCAAAAAAUCCAUCCUAUCCCCAACUAGUACAGACUCUGUUAAUCCUGUAGCUUCAUCAGCUCCACCGAAGGCUACACUGUCACAUCCAUCUGAUAGUACAAGUCUGUUAUCAGCAUAACCAAUCAGAAAGAGAAAAAACUGUCUUCGACUUAAUGUUAUUUUGAAGAAUACAUUUUUAGGUACUUCAAUCCACAUGACAUUUGUUAUGGUACUGUAUUAAAAGAAAGAAUGACCUUGUAAUGUUUGUUAAUCGUGUUGUCUGCGUCUUUCUGUUGCUUGUUUCACUGUGGACUUAUAUGGCAUGCAUUUCCUCUGUUUAGUUUCCAAACAAUCUAUUUUAAGAAAUCUUAUGCAUUUCCAUAAUUAUCCAUUGCAUUUGUCGUUCAACUAACCUAUGGACACUAAACUCUUGACUGGUAAUAUUAUGAUUACAUAUAUUUAUGAACAUUGUUCUUCUUCUUCUUCGUUUUUUCUAGAUCAGCUUAGUUUUUUACUAUGUGUAAUUCUCCGGUUCCUAUGAGCGAAUUGUAUGUGACUCUGUUACUUGCUUUCUCGAUUUUACUAUAUAUAUGUGCGUGCUACAAUGAGAUUGAAUGAAAUCCAUGUCAUUUGAAUUAAAAUU
Messenger RNA from Trichobilharzia szidati, 986 nucleotides. The record is from the annotation of a GenBank genome assembly. Lineage: Eukaryota; Metazoa; Platyhelminthes; Trematoda; Strigeidida; Schistosomatidae.